GAGAUUUUGCUGCACUGAGCAGUAAUGAUGUGGUACACUGUGCUUACAUUUAUUGCGUUAGUUGGGUAUAUGUAUCAAGUAGUCAACGGCAACCAGACUCUAGCAACCAGACGGUGUUGUAACCACGACAAAUGUAUAUAUGUGAAUUAUAUUGGCUAUAACACAUCUAAGAAUACUUGCCAUUCUUUUGGUGGACGAUUGGUAAAUGUCACCCAGCUGCUCGAAAAUUGUAGUGAUAUAGAUGUUGGUGCAAACGAUACUCUGACAGGCAAUACGAUAGUGCUCACUUGCGGAUGGAAUAAUUUGAACCCGUUUUCUUGCUUUCACUGUCAGUUUCCUGAAAUAGAUGAUCAUGGAAUUGAAAUUGAAAAUCUCAACUUUACAAACCAGACACGACAUUCAGACAUCAAAUCGUUUUUCUUCUGUUCUACAACAGAUAUAUACCAAACUGCAGAAUGCCUGAAUUUCUACAUCUACAUCUUCCUAGCUACAUCAGUGGCUCUUCUAGUGAUUCUCAUACUUGUCACUGCAUCUUGUUUCAAACAGAAAAGAAAAGGGGAAACUUCAUUCUUUUCUUUAAGAUUAGCAUAA
This is a messenger RNA of Physella acuta, 591 nucleotides long. RefSeq lists its product as uncharacterized. The record is from RefSeq and is a predicted model, not a curated record. NCBI's taxonomy places the organism in Eukaryota, Metazoa, Mollusca, Gastropoda, Physidae.